Messenger RNA from Metarhizium album ARSEF 1941, 819 nucleotides. Its product is annotated as yeats. Gene Ontology annotation, biological process: regulation of DNA-templated transcription. The record is from RefSeq and is a predicted model, not a curated record. The coding region runs from base 1 to 819 and encodes 272 amino acids. The transcript has 2 exons. Lineage: Eukaryota; Fungi; Ascomycota; Sordariomycetes; Hypocreales; Clavicipitaceae.
AUGGCGCCUUCGAAUCAGCUCGGUAAACGCGUCAAGUUGACCCAGGUGCGACGGCCAUUUAUCGUCGGUACCACUGCCAUUCCCUUCUCCGAGACGAAUCCCAAACCGCCCGGCACACCAGACAACCAUACGCAUUCAUGGCAGGUGUUUGUCAAGGGACUGGAGGGCACCGACAUCACGUAUUGGCUGCGCCGUGUCCAGUUUAAGCUGCACGAAUCGAUUCCCAACUACGUGCGAAUGAUCGAGGGCGAACAGGGAAAGCCGUUCGUCGUCAAAGAGACAGGAUGGGGCGAAUUCGACAUCACGAUCAAGCUGUACUACGUCAACGACUCUGGCGAGAAGCCACAGACCAUGUACCACUAUCUUCGCCUUCAUCCCUUCGGCCGGACGGAAGAGGAGAAGCAGUCCAUGGUGACCAAGAAUGGAGAAGUCCGAUCAUGGAGCUACGAGGAGCAGCUUUUCAACGAACCGUACGACGCAUUCUACCAGAUCCUGACGUCGGGAGCUGUGCCCAAAGGCUGGAAACCCUCUGGAGGAGCCGGCAAGGGAAAGGGCAAGAACCGCGCACCACCGCCGCUGCCCGCUGCCGACAGCGGCGAGGUGUGGGAGCGCACAGCCAUGAUCCCCAACCACAACCGGCCCGGACAACCGUUUAGUCGCGAGACCGAGGCCGCCGAGGUGCGGAAACUCAAGGAGGCACAGACGAAGACGGAGGAGAUGUGCUCUCGGAUCAUGCUGGAACUCAAAGCCAAGGAAGAAUUGCUGGCUAAGCUCAAGGCCGAGAACCAGGCGGCCGCUGCCGCCGCGAAACCUGCCUAG